AUGGCUAUAGUUGCAAUCGUCCUUUUUUCUGAUUCGCAUGAUGACCCGGGCCUGCCGGCGUCUGCAAGGCUGGCCGAGGCGCUCAUUCUGCUCAUCAUCUGCGUGAGCGUGGUGGCCGCCAACGUGCUGGUCAUUGCCACGCUGUUGUACACGACGCGUGAGGUGCUUGACUACUACCUCAUCUCCCUAGCCGUAGCCGACCUGCUGUGCGGGGUACUCAUCGUGCCGCUGUCCGUGUACCCGGCCAUCGCGCAGGACUGGGUCUACGGGGACUUCGUGUGCCGGCUGAGCGGCUAUGUGGCCGUGACAUUGUGGAGCGUGAGCGUGUACAGUUUCAUGUGGCUCUCGGUGGACCGGUACCUCGCCAUCCGCAAGCCGCUGCGCUACGACACCAUCCAGACGCGCACCCGCUGCCAGUGCUGGAUGCUCUUCACCUGGAUGACCUCCAUGUUCAUGUACUGCCCGCCCCUGUUCGGCUUCUCCAACGGCCACUUCUACCGGGACGCUUACGUGUGCAUGCUCGACUUGUCCAGCAUUCUGCCGUACACGCUCACGCUCGCGCUGCUGGUGCUGGUGCCGAGCGUGCUUACGGUGAUUUACACUUACUUCUUCAUCUUCACCACGAUGCGCAAGAUGCGCAAGUGCCUCAGCAAGGAGGAGAAGGAGUACGCGACCGCCAUCGGCGAGCAUCUGUCCAAUCCGGACCACAUCAUGUCCUUCGUCAUCAUCGUUCUUUUUUGGCUUUCCUGGCUGCCCUGGAUCUGCCUGCAGAUCUACGAGAAGGCCGAGGGGCAACGGCUACGCUUUCAUGCACUGCACUUCGGCCUGCUGUGGCUCGGGGUGCUUGACUGCCUGUGGAAGCCGCUCGUCUACAUCACCAUGAGUCCCAAGUUUAGGCUCGGUGUUCAACUUCUCUUCAUGUCGAUCUGCUGCAGACACAAGUCACGCCAGCAUCUCAUCGUCUAGUGUUACCUAGAUGAACGGCACCGCAGCGGAUUAUCUUCUGCCGGUGGAACACGUCACUUCACUAAUGCGGAACAGUGUCAGAGACCCCGGGUAUAAUAUUCCAAAAAGAACCUUUCAAUGUUGUGCGCUGACUUUAUCAUCUUUUGGCAACUGUUCCGUCUUGUUCGUGCAUGAGACUAAGGAAAUGCCAUCGAAA
Messenger RNA from Ixodes scapularis (black-legged tick), 1162 nucleotides. RefSeq names its product probable G-protein coupled receptor 21 (gene DopEcR). The transcript has 3 exons. Lineage: Eukaryota; Metazoa; Arthropoda; Arachnida; Ixodida; Ixodidae. Gene Ontology annotation, molecular function: peptide binding; G protein-coupled receptor activity. The record is from RefSeq and is a predicted model, not a curated record. Gene Ontology annotation, cellular component: membrane. The coding region runs from base 1 to 966 and encodes 321 amino acids. Gene Ontology annotation, biological process: G protein-coupled receptor signaling pathway.